UUGUCUAAUUCAUAAUCGCCAACUACUUCCGGUGUAGCAACAUGGCUCAGAACUCGGAAAAAGAUGCCCCAGCUUUAUCUUCCAGAUUUGCAGAGUUAAACAAGUUUGCACAGAAUCAGGAAUUCGCAAAGGCAUUAAAAGUAGCCAACAGAAUUGUGCAUGAGUUUCCAAAGAAUGAAACUGGUUUUCAGUGCAAGGUUGUUUGCUUGAUCAAACUAGACAAAUUUGAAGAUGCCCUGACCCAGAUCAACAAAAAUAAAGACUUGAUAAGUUCUGUAGCUUUUGAGAAGGCCUAUUGUGAAUACCGGUUGAACAGGACCCAAGAGGCCCUCAGCACCCUGAGAAAGAUACCCCAACCUGACACCCGUGCCAAAGAGUUGCUGUCUCAAGUGCUGUAUCGUUUGGAAGAGUACCAAGAGUGCUAUGAUUUAUACAGGGAUGUCAUCAAAAAUUCAGAGGAUGAUUAUGAGGAGGAGAGACAGACAAACCUUUCGGCUGUCAUUGCUUCACUGCAGCUAUGGGAGAGGAAAAAUAUUGACAACCCUGGACUAGAGGAGAACUCGUAUGAGCUGUGUUAUAACAUGGCCUGUUACCUGAUUGGCCGAGAGGACUACAAAGGGGCGGAGCAGAAGCUUAAGAAGGCAGAAGCUUACUGCAAGGAAAGUUUUGAGGAUGAUCCUGAUGUGACGGAGGAAGAGAUCGAGGAGGAACUGGGAAUCAUCAGGGUUCAGUUGGCAUUUGUUCUGCAAAAGCUGGGUAAAAAUGAAGAAGCUCUUCAGAUAUACAACCAGGUUCUAAAAAACAGACCUGAUGAUGUAGGACUGCUGGCAGUAGCUUCCAACAACAUUGUCACACUGAAUAAGGACCAGAGUGUAUUCGACUCUAAGAAGAAGAUGAAGCUAGCUACAGGCGAUAACCUGAAACAGAAACUGACGUCCCGACAGAAGUGUUCCAUCAAUGUCAAUCAGUGCCUGCUUCACCUGUAUACAAACCAGGGCGAGCAGUGUCAUAAUCUAGCUGCCCAGCUGAAGAAGCAGUACCCAGACAUGGCUGCCCCUGUUCUGAUAGAGGCUGCCCAGUUUGUGAAGGAGAAGAAAGCUGAACAGGCCCAAAAACUUCUCAAUGAUUAUGCAGCCACCCACCCUGACAAGGCCCUGACCACCAAACUGGUGAUGGCCCAGCUGUACCUGACCCAGGGUCACGUGUACGAGGCCUGCGAGUCACUCAAGGCCCUGGGGGAUCUCCGGUACAAGCCAGGAGUGGUGUCUGCCUUGGUGGCACUCUAUCUGAAUCAAGAGGACAAGGAAGCGGCGUCAGAGGUUUUGGUCCAGACUGUCAGCUGGUACAACAAGAACCAGCCAAAGUCCCCAUCUCUACCCAUGCUGAUGAGAGCUAAUGCCGAUUUCCAGUUGAAGAAUGGAAGUCCUCAGCAAGCAGCCAAAAUGUUGGAAGAACUUAGGAAGAAAAAGCCGGAUGAUCCCAGAAUAUUGGCCCAGCUGAUCUCUGCUUACUCCCAAUUUGACCCAGAAAAAGCUAAACUAGCCAGUAAGGACCUGCCCUCGGUGGAGGAGAUUGCCCAGGACAUUGAUGUAGAUCAGCUGGAGACCUCCUUCAGUACCCUGGGGCCCAAGUACAUGAAGAAGAAGACGGACGCCGCUCCAUCCCCCGGACCGGCUGGUGAUAUGGUCGUGCAAAAGAAGAAGAAAAAGAAGAAGAAGGGCAAGAUGCCAAAGAACCUUGAUGCUGAGCUUGAUCCAGAAAGAUGGCUUCCUCGUAAAGAGAGGUCAUAUUACAGAGGAAAGAGGAGGGAUAAACGCAAGGACAUUGGUAAAGGUCCUCAAGGAGCUACUAGUGGGUUGACUGAUAGUUUAGAUGCCAGUAAGACUCCUGGCAGUGACCCUAAUUCCCCCCGCCCAGGCACCGCUUCCUCCCCUAGCCCUUCGGCCCCUUCCCCUGCCCCUGCCGCCCAGGGGCCCAGGCAACAGAAGCCCGCCCAGGCCCAGAAACGGAAAAAGAAGGGGGGCAAAGGAGGAAAAUGGUGAUAGAGAGAGAGACAAAA
Molecule: messenger RNA, 2059 nt
Organism: Magallana angulata
Lineage: Eukaryota; Metazoa; Mollusca; Bivalvia; Ostreida; Ostreidae
Product: signal recognition particle subunit SRP72-like
Exons: 20
Coding region: 42-2042 (666 amino acids)
Biological process (GO): SRP-dependent cotranslational protein targeting to membrane
Cellular component (GO): signal recognition particle, endoplasmic reticulum targeting
Molecular function (GO): ribosome binding; protein binding; 7S RNA binding
Source: RefSeq, a predicted model, not a curated record